GAAAACAAGCUUUUGGCCACAUCAAGUUUUAAGAGUUCCACAUUCACCCAUUGAGUAAGGAUUGAUUUUGUUGCUUCAAAAUGGUAGAUCACAAAUCCUUUAUUGUAAACAAAACGCUACCCUUUGAUGCCUCGUUGCUCAUUGUAAACAUUUCAUUGCGUCCUGUGGAGGAGAUUGCGUUGAGCAUCUCGCAGCGUUGUGUUGUCACCGGGGUAAAUGAGGUCGCCUGGGCAUUGAGGGCACUGAUGCUGACCGAUCUGACCUCGCUGGGUGGCGAUGAUACCCAGGCGAAUAUACGUCGUCUAUGCAUGCGAGCCUGUUAUCCGUUCGAGCCGCAGUUCUUUGACAAGUUCUUUGAGCGCACACUUCUCUCCGACAUCCACUGUGCUGCCGUCUGUGUGUAUCCGGCGCGUGUCAAGGACGCUCAUACGGCGAUACAGCAGUUCAAGCAAUUGGAUCGGAUGGCCAUUGCGGCAGUUGCCACUGGAUUUCCCACUGGCCAAUAUGGACUGCAAACGCGUCUGCAGGAGAUCAGUCAUGCUAUUCUCGCAGGUGCCACAGAGAUCGAUAUUGUAAUUAAUCGCCAGCUGGCGCUGCUCGGUGACUGGGAGGCGCUCUACAAUGAGGUGGUCCUCAUGCGCAGCGCCUGCGGUGAUCAUGCACUGCUCAAGACCAUUCUGGCCAUUGGCGAACUGGGCACCAUGGAGAAUGUCUAUAAGGCGGCCAUGGUGUGCAUGAUGGCUGGUGCGGAUUUUCUAAAGACCUCCACGGGAAAGGAGGCGGUGAAUGCCAUUCUCCCCGUUGGCCUGGUCAUGAUCUUUGCCAUACAGGAGUUCAAGCGACGCACCUGCCAAAUUGUUGGCCUCAAGCCAGCGGGUGAUGUGCGCACCGUGCGGGAUGCGAUUGCCUGGAUGACGUUGGUCAGUGAAACGCUUGGCAGUCGCUGGUUGACGCCGCAACGAUUCCGAUUUGGCUCAUCCGGACUGCUGGAUGAUAUUGAGAAAGUUGUGCGCGCCGGUGUCACCAGGAUGGAACGCGAUGCGACCGAGAAAGCCAAUCAGAACAACGCCUGCCUCAGAAACGGCAAGUGAGGAUGCAAUGUGCAAUGAGUUGCGCAAAAAUCAGCUAAAGAAAUAAUAAAAUCGCUAAACUCAUGUUAAUGUUAAA
Drosophila grimshawi is the source of this 1167-nucleotide messenger RNA. RefSeq names its product deoxyribose-phosphate aldolase. The transcript is spliced from 3 exons. Gene Ontology annotation, molecular function: deoxyribose-phosphate aldolase activity. Gene Ontology annotation, biological process: deoxyribonucleotide catabolic process; carbohydrate catabolic process. NCBI's taxonomy places the organism in Eukaryota, Metazoa, Arthropoda, Insecta, Diptera, Drosophilidae. Gene Ontology annotation, cellular component: cytoplasm. The coding region runs from base 81 to 1091 and encodes 336 amino acids. The record is from RefSeq and is a predicted model, not a curated record.